Messenger RNA from Peronospora matthiolae, 2061 nucleotides. Lineage: Eukaryota; Oomycota; Peronosporomycetes; Peronosporales; Peronosporaceae. The record is from the annotation of a GenBank genome assembly.
AUGGUCAGCUGCUGGACUCUAGGUGCUGAGGGCGUCUCGGCUGAGCUAGAGGAUGCAUCGUCGCGGCACAUGCCACAACGUCGUCAAAGACGCCUUUUUAAGACCUCAUGUAUUCCACGCGACAACAGCAUAGGUAUCCAUUCGCAGAAUGUCGCAGGAUUUCCCAAGAACCCGGAACAUUGCGCAACUUGGUUCAGCCACUUCCGACAGAGCGAAGCCAGGGGAAUCAUCGAUUUGGUCCUUUUACAGGAAACGCGGGUCACUUUAGGUGAGGCAGCUCCUCUGGACAAGCUUUACAACUCCUCCUGGGGAUUCGUACACAAACUCGGACGCUCGUUGUGGACCGAGUCCGAGUUCUCUCGUGGAGGUGUGGCUAUUUUAUUAAACCCAUACUCAACAAUUACGGAAAUGGUUCCGUGGUAUGAGGAUCAAUGGACACAGCAUUGGAUGGCUGUCCGGGUCUGUAUAAUGGGCGAAACAGUUCUUGUUGUAAACGUUUACGCCCCAAGUACCAAGACUGAAAGAGAGGCGCUGGUCUCGAGCCUUCUACUUAUUCUUCAGGGAUACGAAGGACCCAUGUUUGCUGGAGGGGACUUCAACUGUACUUUGGAGCCGCGACUUGACCGUUCUUUUGUCUCGCCGCCAGGAAGACAUGAUUCCUUGGCGCUUCGGCGGCUUCUCGGCCGAGUGCAGCUUAGCAGUGUUCUUGAUGGUGAUCUGGAGAUGGCCGAAGAAGAAAGAGAUGUACCGGCGUUUCAUGCGGCCUCUCACACUUAUUUCUACACCCUUCCGGGCGGUGGAUUGGCUAGUUCCCGACUGGAUCGGUGGUAUGUGAGCUCUCGCCAUGCUGAUUGGAUUCGUGGCGUUGCUUUGUCAGUUCCUGGUCCAGCAGCUGACCACAAUGGCAUCAGUAUCAGGAUUGGAGUGCCGCGUUAUGUGGUCCGUGUACGUAAGCCGAGGCACGUGUACCCUGUUCCAGGUUGUGCAAACACAGCCGCGCAUAAAGCAAUUGUUGCGGCCAUUAAGCUGGCACAGCUUAAAGCGGACGAGACUCUUUCUGUUCCGCCGUCGGACUAUAUCACGGCCCGUAGAUUGGCCGACUGGUGGGAUGAAUGGAAGAUCAGGCUUCGCAAAGUUCUUUUGGCGACGACCAAGACCGCGCGUCAAGGUAUGACAACAAGCUAUCGGCAGCGGCUCCGUCGGCUCUAUGUAAGACUGGACGCAGCUCUAUUGGUGGCGCGUACACUUGAUAACUCACCACCAGGAGCUCAUAAGGACUGCAACAAGCCUAGCACCACCGAUACUCCGGUUGGACUGCGGCGUAAUGUUGCGGAGUGUCGACGCUUAUGGCAGAGAUCCAAAAAAGAGCGCCUUCUUGUUCAACACACGUAUACUCCUGGAGAAACAUCUCGACGUUUUUUCGCCCGGGUGGCGACUAAAUUUCAAGACAACACCAUUGUUUCUUUGGGCGGAAAGGCUGCAUACGGGCCAAAUCAUUCCCAAGAGCUGGCUGAUGAAAUGGAGGAUGGCUGGGAGCGUAUUAUGACUCAUUCCUUUGCCUGUCCCGACGCUACCGCCACUUUUCUUUCCCGGGCAGUCCCGCCAGGACCAGUUGAUGACACUACUGUGAUGUCGGCCGUUUCCCCCGAUGAAGUGAGUGCGGCUUUAAAGAGGCUGAAACGUGGGAAAGCCGCGGGACCGGACGAAAUUAACAACACAUUUUACAGAGAUUACGCGGAAGCGCUCAGUCCAGUACUCGCUACAUUCUACACCAGAUGGCUUACGUGCAGCGUGUUCCCGUCUUCCUUCGGUGAAGCGAACAUUCAGUGUUUGAAGAAAUCUGCGUCCUCCGCCUUGCCGCUCGAUCAUCGCCCGAUUGCUCUCCUCAACAGCGACUACAAGUUAUUUACCAAGAUUCUUUCGUUUCGGCUCUUGACAUUUUCGCGACGGUACGCAAAGCUGCGACUUUGGACAGCAGCCUACAUGGAGCCAUUGUGCUACUUCUCGAUUUUGCCAAGGCUUACGACACGUUGCAACGUCCAUAUCUGCUUUCCGCUCUGA